Molecule: messenger RNA, 740 nt
Organism: Chrysoperla carnea
Lineage: Eukaryota; Metazoa; Arthropoda; Insecta; Neuroptera; Chrysopidae
Exons: 3
Coding region: 51-644 (197 amino acids)
Source: RefSeq, a predicted model, not a curated record
AAAAUAAUUAAAUUAUUUAACAAUAAAUAAAAAUAAACAAUUUAUUAAAAAUGGCAUUCAAACAAGUUUGUACUUCAUUGUUGGUAGCCGUAGCUUGUUGCAGCGUUUUAUCGAAGGCCCAACAAUUGAGUUAUUUAUCAGACAACAAUCAAAAUGGUUAUCCAUUCGGAAAUCAAGGAUCCCUUACAUAUUUAAGCGAUAAUACCGCUAACCAAGUGUACCCAAUCCAGUCAGUACCAGUUAACAAUCUCUUGGUUAACAACCUCGGAGGCUCUCAAAUUUUUGGAAGUUCUCAAAUCCAAACUAUUGGUGCAUAUCCAAAUGUAAUUAGCAAUGUUGGACUCAUUGGAAACAAUGGAUUUGGUGGUUCCAACAUCAUAAACAACGUAAACAGUGGUUUAUCAACAGUUCAAUAUCCUGGUUAUGCACAGAGUUUACCCGUUUACAAUCAAAUUGUAAGCUAUCCAAGUGCUCAACAAGUCUUACCAGUUGCUCAAUAUGUUCCACAACCAUCAAUCAUUGGAGGAUCUGUAGGAUACCCAAACAAUAACAACCAAAUUACCAAUACUCAAAGCGCUCCAGUAGAAAUCAACUUUGGAAGUCAACAACCUUGCCUUCAAAGCACCAUUAGAUCUUUACUUUAAUCUAGGAUCACUUUAAUCUAGAUUCUAGGAUAAUAUUCAAGGAAUAUUUCCUAGAAUUGCCAUGUCAUAAAACUUAGUGCACAAAUUUUUAUUUUU